This is a messenger RNA of Sipha flava (yellow sugarcane aphid), 1383 nucleotides long. It is a transcript of the gene PGS1, whose product is annotated as CDP-diacylglycerol--glycerol-3-phosphate 3-phosphatidyltransferase, mitochondrial. Gene Ontology annotation, molecular function: CDP-diacylglycerol-glycerol-3-phosphate 3-phosphatidyltransferase activity. The transcript has 7 exons. Gene Ontology annotation, cellular component: mitochondrion. The record is from RefSeq and is a predicted model, not a curated record. Gene Ontology annotation, biological process: cardiolipin biosynthetic process. Lineage: Eukaryota; Metazoa; Arthropoda; Insecta; Hemiptera; Aphididae. Bases 1 to 1383 code for a protein of 460 amino acids.
AUGUCGAUCGAUCAUGAUAAAACCAACUAUCUGUCCAAAUUCAAAUGGUUACGAAAAUUCGCGCCGUCGUACUCAGUUAAGGCGAAAAACAUCACGAUGUUGAAAAGCCCUGCUGAUUUCUAUCUUACACUUUUGGACCGAAGUCGUUCAGCGAAAAGCCGUAUCGUUAUAGUUUCUCUGUAUCUGGGUAUUGGGAGACUAGAGAAAGAGCUUAUAAAUACCAUAAAAAAUUCAAUGGAAAACAGAAAAGAAUUAAGUGUUAGAAUAUUAUUGGAUGCUAAUCGUGGGUCUAGAGGUGUAUUAAGCUCACGCACAAUGUUGAUGCCUAUACUGAAACCAUCGUUUGAUUGUCGUGUAUUUUUGUACCAUACCCCAAAAUUGAGAGGUAUUCUUCAGUGGCUCUUACCUGAGAGGUAUAAUGAAUUGAUUGGAAUACAACACAUGAAAUUAUACAUGUUUGAUGAUUCUAUAAUUAUCAGUGGAGCAAAUUUAAGUCAUGAUUACUUUACAAAUAGACAGGAUAGAUAUAUUCUUAUUGAAGAUUGCAAGCCAUUAGUAGAUUUUUACGUUGGAUUAAUUGAAGUGUUAGGCCGUAUGUCAUUUCAGUUAUCAAAUAAGAACACAUUAACAAUGGAUUCCUCUUGGAAACAUCAUCCAUAUAAAAGUACUUAUCAAACAUAUGCCUCGGAGGCUAAAAAAAAUGUGAUCAACUAUUAUGAUUCACAUAUGAAACGUCUAAAUUUUGAACAUAGUAAUGGUGAUACAUUGGUUUAUCCUCUAAUUGAAUUUCCACCAUUUGGAAUUCAUCAGGACAGUCAAACAACUAAUUUGCUUAUGAGUAAUGCUGAAGCUGGAUCGACUAUACAUUUGGCUACUGGAUAUUUCAACCUCCCAAACAUUUACAUGAAAACAAUUUUCCAUAAAUCAUUGGCCAAUUUUAACAUAUUGUUUUCCCAUCCAUUGGCUAAUUCAUUUCAACAAGCUAAAGGACCUGCUGGUUUUAUACCCAAUGCAUACAGUUAUCUCACAAAUUGUUUUUAUAAUAAAAUCCAAACCCUUAAACUUCAAGAACGUAUUACUUGUUUUGAAUACCAAAGAACUGGAUGGACAUUUCACUCCAAGGGUCUGUGGUACACUCCAAAAAAUUAUGAAUUUCCUGUUCUAACUGCUGUUGGAUCUUCCAAUUACGGUGCUAGAUCUUUGAACUGUGAUCUAGAAUCACAAUUGAUUAUCGUAACAAAUAACAAAUCACUACAGAAUAGUUUUCAUACAGAAAAAUAUGAUAUUUACAAAUCAACAUCGUUGUAUGUCCCUGAGAACGAAAUAUUUAAAACACCUCUUUGGAUACGACUUGUUUUAAGAGUGUUUAAAAAUUAUUUCUAG